AUGACUCUCGGGUGUGACAGGGAACUCUUGAAUCACGGCCCGUGGCUGAUGCCUUUCCCAGGCCAAAGAGGCCUACCAAUUCCGACCACGGACAUACGAGACCGCAACCACGAUCUCUGCCAUCGCGACUCACACGAGCGCCCCCCGUUCAGCUUCGGCGCUGAAGAGAGGGAGGACGACAGCUACCAGGUGGUAGGCAGGAAGAGGCUGAGAGGAAGACCGACGAAUGUGGCUGCAGCCCAACGUCAGGCUCUCUUAGACCCCCAGCAGACCAGGAUCAACUUCGAGGCGCCGGGGGUGCGAUUCGCAAGCCCGGUAGUCAGCGGUGUCGACACCACUGCCCUGCCGCCCCGAGCGCCCGAGCCGGCUACCGGACCAACGCCUACCGCCGCCGCCAACCCUGCGGUCACUGCCACUCCGGACCAACGCGACGCCGAGGGAGACACCACGAUGGACUCGAUCACCGUCGCAGGCGAUGAAAAUUAA
This is a messenger RNA of Chaetomium globosum CBS 148.51, 486 nucleotides long. RefSeq lists its product as uncharacterized. The transcript is spliced from 3 exons. The coding region runs from base 1 to 486 and encodes 161 amino acids. The record is from RefSeq and is a predicted model, not a curated record. Lineage: Eukaryota; Fungi; Ascomycota; Sordariomycetes; Sordariales; Chaetomiaceae.